CACAUUGCUGUCUCGUUGUAUCUCGACACCACUGAGAAGGGCUACUGCUACUACUACUACUGCUGCUUCACUCCAGUGGUAAUGAAGAGCAGGUAUCUUUGCUACAUAUACCGUCCGUUGUUGUGUUAAGGUGAAACAACAUUCGGACUCCCCGGUCCCAGUAAACGCUUUAAAACAAUGAAUGUUCUUGGGGGGAAAACCUCUGCCUGGUAACUCACAGAAAACUGGAAGGGGGAACGAGAAGAAACAAAAAGGUGCCAAAUUAUUUCGUGUUGCAUUGCCUAACCUGGAAUUUGAAUGUCGAGCUGAGAGUCGGAAGAUUGUUAAAGGGAGUGUUGGAACACAAACUGGGAAUUGUAGUUACAGCAUGGAAGAAAAUGGUCUGCAUAGCAGAGAAGUGGACAGUCACGAGUCCAGUGAUCAAUCAAACCAAGCAGUCAUUCCACUUUUACAAGCCCCUGGGAACCAUCAGCACCCUCAUCGGAUCACCAACUUUUUUAUUGACAACAUCCUUCGACCUGAUUUUGGCCGUAGGAAGGAUAGCUUCUGCCAUCGUGAACAGAGCUACAUACCUAGUACCGAAAACCUCGUCUCCUCGCCCCCGGGAUCCGUGCAAGUAAGAGGGACAGUGAACCAAGGGGACGAGAGUCCCAAGGCAAACGUUAACGGUGAAAAGAAGGGCGAUCUUAGCACAGACGGACCACUGAAAUCCCGAGGAGUAAAUGCAGACCAUUCCCCGGGUUCGGACUCUGAUAGUUCCCAAGCAAGCUCCACCACACAUGCCUCCCAGCCUAUGCUCUGGCCAGCUUGGGUUUAUUGUACCAGAUACUCAGACAGGCCUUCUUCAGGUCCCCGGUCUCGCAAACCAAAGAAGAAAGUCUCUAACAAAGAGGAUAAACGUCCCAGGACGGCCUUCACGGCCGAACAGCUCCAGAGACUGAAAGCUGAGUUUCAGACAAACCGAUACUUAACGGAGCAGAGAAGGCAGAGUCUGGCCCAGGAACUGAAUCUCAACGAAUCUCAAAUCAAAAUCUGGUUUCAGAACAAAAGAGCCAAAAUAAAGAAAGCAACCGGCAGCAAAAAUAACCUGGCAAUUCACUUAAUGGCACAGGGACUCUAUAACCAUUCAACAACCACCAAGGAUGACGUUAAGUCCGACAGCGAAUGAAGAGGCCUUCAAAUCAGACUGAUUAUUAAAAUGCAAUAAUUUAAUAAAUAAAAAAAAUUCAUUAAUAAGGGCCAGUGUAUAAAACCUACCAGCAUAUUAAUAGUUUUAAAAACAUUGUGCUAGAGAUAACUCUGAAGAGUUGUGUACAUAUCUAUAUAAUUCGCAGGUGAAGUGCUGUAAAAUUGAAAUAUUUCAAUAUAAAGUAUUUUUCUUUUGUUUCAUGGACAUGUACAUUAUAAUUUUCGUGCUUUGGUUACAUUUGAUACAAAUCGCUCUCAGUGGAUGUUGGAUAAUUUAGACAUAGUUUGAAGUUCAAGAUAAAAAAGGGGAAACAAAAAAAUUGCUGAAGUCCAAAGAUUUAUUACUGCUGCAUUUCAAGCAACUGUGACAUAAAUAAAUUGCUAAUUCUAACAAGAUUUUUUUAAGUAUUGCAUUUAAAGGACAAGGCAAUAGAGGUCCUCGUAUUGUUUAUUUGCUACUUAUUUAUAUAUAAAACAGAGUGUGGAUAUGUUGCUCUGUCUUUAUUUACAUUUAAUGCGUUGUUAAUGUAAAGCCACUAGGCAUUUUUUUCACGUGAAAGCUUUUUAAGUGGAAUACAUACUAGCAUAUUUUAUGUUCUUUCAUAUAUAUGUGUAUGGGUGAGUGUGUGUCUAUGUUAAGAUUUGAGGGAAAUCCAAGAGAGAACAUUGCAAAAUGUUUUUGAUGGAAAUUAAACGCAUUAAUUUUUGAGGUGAUGUGACUGGGUAUGGGCCACUUGAACAAAUGCUUUACCUAAGCAUCUACCGAUAUGCUAUUAUGCUAUAUACCCUUAAGGGAGCCUUCUGUCUGCCUUUCAGAUUUAAUGUUGUAUGGUUGAAAAUAAAUUAUAUAUUUUUGUA
This is a messenger RNA of Protopterus annectens (West African lungfish), 2046 nucleotides long. It is a transcript of the gene EN2, whose product is annotated as engrailed homeobox 2. NCBI's taxonomy places the organism in Eukaryota, Metazoa, Chordata, Ceratodontiformes, Protopteridae. Gene Ontology annotation, biological process: multicellular organism development; neuron differentiation; regulation of transcription by RNA polymerase II. The coding region runs from base 182 to 1168 and encodes 328 amino acids. Gene Ontology annotation, cellular component: nucleus. Gene Ontology annotation, molecular function: RNA polymerase II cis-regulatory region sequence-specific DNA binding; DNA-binding transcription factor activity, RNA polymerase II-specific. The record is from RefSeq and is a predicted model, not a curated record. The transcript is spliced from 2 exons.